Anopheles coustani is the source of this 1259-nucleotide messenger RNA. It is a transcript of the gene myd, whose product is annotated as 45 kDa calcium-binding protein. Gene Ontology annotation, cellular component: endoplasmic reticulum. Gene Ontology annotation, biological process: calcium-ion regulated exocytosis. Gene Ontology annotation, molecular function: calcium ion binding. The record is from RefSeq and is a predicted model, not a curated record. Bases 210 to 1205 code for a protein of 331 amino acids. The transcript has 3 exons. Lineage: Eukaryota; Metazoa; Arthropoda; Insecta; Diptera; Culicidae.
GAUUGCGGUUGUGUCGUUUGCUUCUUUGAACAUGGAAUUGAUAUCGCUUGCUCCGCAACCAGUAGGAAGCGGAAACGCCGUUCGUUUGUAAAUGACGUGUAGCUGCCCGUAAGGUUUACUUUCACAUUUCGAUCACGAGCCGUGCCCCUGCCGAACGAUUCGUGCUGACCGUACAUUCAAAUCCGCCACGCUGACAGCCCUCAGCUGCGAUGGCGAAAACGGCGAAGUUCUUACGUAACGCUCCCCGGUGGUCCACACUAUUUCCGGUACUGCUGUACGUCCUCUUCAUUCUGUGUAUCCUGGUGCUGGCGUUUUCGUCUCGAGAAAGCGACCCAAAGCACAUGAAAAGCGAUCCUCUUGCCAAGACGGAUACGAAAAUCAACGUUCCUUCCCCACUGGUGUAUCGCAGACUGGAGCAAAGCGUUGUCAACGAGCUGACUGCCGCGUUUACCAAAGCCGACACUAAUGGCGACAAGCAAUUGGGGGUGCAGGAGUUGGCAAAGUAUAUCAAUUUAAAAAUACGCGAGCACAUCGACAAUGCCAUCCGCACCAAUCCAACCAUGUUCGUGGAGAUUGACCACAAACCACGCGACGGUCUCGUCAGCUGGGAUGAGUACGAGGGCUACUGGAUGCGAGAAAAGGGAAUCCAGGGCGAUAGUCACAUGAAGAAGAGUGCUUUCGAUAAGCUGGACCGCAAGGUAAAGGAGUCGAUUGCGCGCGACAAAGCCCUCUGGAUGGAAGCUGCAAGAACCGAUCCGCUUAGCUUGACAUUGGAUGAGUUCCUGUCCUUCCGGCAUCCAGAAUCAAGCACCGUAAAUUUGCUGAACCUGGUCGACGAUAUCCUGCGCCAGUUCGAUGUUGACGGGGACGAUCACCUGACGGUGGAGGAGUUUUCCGAUGUACAGACCACCGACUUGGGCGAAGGCAAGAAGUUCAUACUAUCGCAAAAUGUGCGCGAGCGGAGAGAGGAGUUUACGAAGGUGAUCGAUAAAAACAAGGAUGGCCGGGCGGACCGAGGAGAACUUUUAUCGUACGUCGAUCCACGGCAUCCACGCUACGCCAUACAGGAAGCGACGACGUUGUUCUCUCUUGCUGAUACUAAUAACGAUAAAAAGCUCACCUUGAAUGAGCUCUUUGCCAAAUCUGCAAUUUUUAUAUCAUCCAAAAUGAUCCACACCGCGGAAAGUUUCCAUGACGAGUUUUGAGUACUAACGCUAUAGUCGGGCAAUUAAAUGACAGAUGACCUAGCGCCAUCGAUU